This is a messenger RNA of Nerophis lumbriciformis (worm pipefish), 3665 nucleotides long. RefSeq names its product transmembrane protein 205 (gene tmem205). Lineage: Eukaryota; Metazoa; Chordata; Actinopteri; Syngnathiformes; Syngnathidae. The record is from RefSeq and is a predicted model, not a curated record.
UGGUAAUGCAAGCGACUGCACUUCGGACUUCUAACAUAACAAGUUCAGUACAGUAUUACAAAGUAAUAUUGGACUCCGAAUAUUGUCGGGAAUUCAGGUUGUAGUAGUGUCACCAUGGCAACAGAGGGCGACCCCUCAGACUUGGUGAAAGUGUUCCACCUCCUGGUGCUCUCCCUCACCUGGGGAAUGCAGAUCUGGGUCUCCUUCAUUGCAGGUUUUGCGUUGGUGUGGCAGGUGACUCGGCACACCUUUGGUCUGGUGCAGAGUAAACUCAUACCGGUGUAUUUCCAUUGCCUGCUGGGAAGCCACUUUAUCAGUCUGGUUAUUUAUGCCGUGUAUCAUCCAAGAGAGCUGUUGGACACACAUGAAACAGUACAGAUGGCUCUAUAUUUUGUGGCUCUGAUCACGGCGGGUGUCAACGCCCGGUGGUUUGGCCCGGCAGCCUCCGAGGUCAUGUUGCAGAUGUGGGAAGUGGAGAAGGAGCACGGCCUCGGUAACCAGGUGGGCAUGGGCAGCCAGAAGGAAGGUUACGCCAAGCUGAAAGAGCUGGACCCCAAGUACAGAGCCUGCAGGAAAAAAUUUGGCCGCUACCACGGCUUGUCCAGCCUCUGCAACCUGAUCGGAGUCUUGUGCAUCACAGCUAAUCUGAUCUAUACGGCUUUGAAUCUAACCACCAUUUAGACAAGGUGAGGUGUCUUCAGUUCAAGUACACAGUAGUACCUCAACUUUUGAGCAUAUUGGUUCUGUGACGGCGCUCUGAUCUCAAAACACUUCUAUCUCAAAUCAACGUCUCUAUUUAAACAAAUUUAAAUCAACUUUCAUCCAAUCAGUUUUUGCCUUGAAAAUCAACUUGUACCUUGAAAAUCAGUUUUUACCUUGAAAAUCAGUUUUUGCCUUGAAAAUCAAUUUUUGCCUUGAAAAUCAGAUAUUGUGUCAGCUUUGUAUUAUAGUAGACAUUUGGUAAUGUAAUGCAGGGAUUCUUAACCUUUUUGACCUCAGGGCCCAACUUUUCCACUACAUAGGGGCAUGGAGCCCACUCAAAUACUAACGCGGAAUUAGCAAUUUUUCUCUAGAUUUUUUUUUUUUUUUUUUUUAUGUACUUUUUAUUGACGUCCAGCAUCAGACAUUCCUAUCCAUUACAUCAUAUUUGCAUACAUCAUGUAUCUAUUGUCUGCCCUAAAUACCAAAAUAAUAUUAUUUUUGUUUAUAUCUCAACGAUGCCACCCCGCCCCCCAAAAGAAAAAAAGAGAAAAACAGCAAAAAAAAACAAAAAACAAACCAAAGUAAUAAUAAUAUUAACAAAUUAAUUAAUUUAAAAAAAAGAAGAAUAUAUAUAUAUAUAAUAAUGAUAAAACAUAUAAUAAUAUAAACAGAUAGUAAAUAAAUAAAUAGAAACUAAAAAAACUAUAAACAUAUAGGGAGUUAUCUUUUUUACACAGUACAAUUACUAAUUCGAGAAAAUAAAAUCAGAUUUAAGGGGAGUGACAUAAUUGACCCAGUUUUCCCAGUAUGAAGUACAUUUCUCCAAUUUAUAAUGAAUAAAAGCCGUUCUCUUCUCCAUUUUAUAAAUGUCCAUUGUUAUUUCCAUCCAUAGCUUCAAAGUUGGACUCUCCUGUAAUACCCAUUUCCUGGUAAUGGUCUUUUUACAAGCCACGAGCAGGAUAUUCAUUAAGUGUUUAUCUUUUCUCAGCGAGUCCUGAGGCACAUGUCCGAAAAACAGAGUCUUACUUUCAAGGGGUACUUCACAUUUGAAAAUAUCCUGUAGAGCUUGGUGUAUCUCUUUCCAAUAGUCCUUUGUGGCAGAGCAGUCCCAGAAAACAUGGUAGUGGUUUGCUUUCUCUUGAUUUUAAUGGUAUUCAAUUAUGAUAUCUAACCUACUUAGAGUUUAUAACCUUGUCAAAUGAUAUGAAAGCAUAUGUUAAUGACAAAGAUUAUUAUUCAUUUAACACAUAAACCUUAGGCUUCGGUCAGGCUGAUUGGAAAAAUAAGUACUAACCAAAUGUACUACAUAUGAGUGACUCGUAAAUAACGAUUACAAUUAUAUAGUGCUAAAAUAAAUAAACCAAAUUGAUGAUAUAUGAUAUUAAUACACAUAUUUUUCAACUAAACUGUCUAUAAAAUAAGUGCAUAUGAAAAUACAGCUUCAACCUUUUAGUCGUAAUUUUUGCGCUUCGGAGACUUCUGUUUGUUUGAUAUUGUCAUGACUGCCACAAGUGGUGGGAAAGUGUAUUACAGCUGAGUACCGCAUAUGGACCUCAGCGAUGUAAUGUAAUUAAUAGUGAUGUGUGGAUCGAUACUGAAAUAUCGACACUGCUCUCAUAUCGAUCCUCCAAUCAAAGUAUUGAUACUUUUGAUACUUUAGUUCAGGCCGGGUUGUCCAUACUUUUUCAAACAAAGGCCGCAUACUGAAAAGUCAUAGUAUGCGGGGGUCAUAUUGAUAUAUUUUUUUAUCUAAAAAAAAAAAAAAUGCUAAAAACUAUAGUGUCAAUUAUGCAUUAUAUGUGACUAAGUAUAUUUUUAUUAUUAAUUAUUAGUUAGAACUUUUCAGCUUUUUCCCAUUACAUACUGAUUUUUUUGCUAUUUUUUUCCUACAUUUUGCUGUUUUUAAUCCCAUGUAAAAAUACAAUAAUAAAAAUAAUAUUAAUAAUAAGAUUGUGUAACUGCAUCACCAAGUGUGUCAAAAAAAUUCUGCCCGUAUGAAAAUAUUAAUGUUCAGUUACACAUUUAACAGUGUUUAUUAUGGUUGUUUUAAUAUAUCAAAUUAAUUCAUAACUUGGUACCAUUUUAUUUUUCAAUUAACUAACUAAACCUUGUUAUUUAGGCAUAUUUCAUUUUUAUUUUGAGAGCUUUUAAUAUUUUACAUUAGAGGUGUCAAUGGCGGGGGAUAUAUUGAUAUUUAAAAAAAAUGCUAAAAACAGAUAUUGUGUCAGCUUUGUAUUAUAGGUGACUAAGUAUACUAUUGUUAAUUAUUAGUUAGAACAUUUCAGCUUUUUCUUAUUACAUACCGAUUUUUUUGCCCUUUUUUCUUAUAUUUUUAUUAGUGGGUUUUUUCCCCUCGUAAGAAUAAAAUAAUAAUAAUAUUACGAUUGUGUAACGGCAUGACCUAGUGGGCCUGUACAAAAAUGUUAAUGUUCAGUUUCAUAUUUAACAGUGUUUAUUAUUGUUGUUAUCAUUUUUCUAAUUAUUCAUUCUUAAAUUAGUAUUAUCUUAUUUUUUAAUUAACUAAACUUUGCUUAUAUUUUAUUUUUUAUUUUGAAAGCUUCUAAUAUUUUAGAUGAGGGGUGUCUAAACUUUCUCCAACAAAGGCCACAUACUGAAAAGUCAAGUAUGGGGGCGCCAUUUUGAUACGUUUUAUUUCUUUACUUUUUAUAUUAUAUGUAUUGAAACACAAAACAUUGUGUUAUAGGUGAUAAAGUAAAAUAUUAUUAGUUUUUUUAAAUCUGGUUUUCCUCAUUACACUCUGAUUUUUUGCUCUUUUUUUUUAUUUUUACUGUCGUUUUAUUAAAUAGAUAUGUUAAUAUUUGAAAACACAUAACUCUUUUAAUUUUAGCAGACACAUUAGGGAUAUUUGCACAGAGUAUCGAAUUGGUAUUGCCGAUACCAGCCUGAAUUUGACUCUGUAUCAAAUCGGAAAGUGGUAUCGCACAUCACUCGUAACGAACAUU